UAGGAAGGAAAAAAAAAAAAAAAAUUGACUCUGAGCAGCCACGUGACUCAAAUCCCACGUACAAACACUAUUUUUUACUAUCCUGCCAAAAUUCCUGCUCCCGUAGUAUCAACACCCUCCAGAGCCAGCCCAACCAUGAAGAACGUUGGGGCCCGGUUCAGGAACCGCAAGAUCAAUAACAAGCAACUCCUGCGCGUUUAUCGUGCAGUCGAUAUCCCUGAUCUCGAUGAGUCUGUCAGUUUGCAACGGAGUAUUCCUCAGACAGAGACAGGUGUCGAUAAGGAAGAAGAAGCGGAACAUCACUUGCAAGCAGCUAUUUCUGCUUCCAAUCUGCUGACGACAACUGGUGAGGCUAAAUCACUGUACAUCCCUACACCCGAUGCUAGCCGCAAAAUUGAAAACUACCGUGAUUUCUACAAUCGCCCCUUCUCAGAGCCUUCAACCCUCAUCCGAUUUUCAUCCACAGUCGAGGAUUGUAUCGGAUGUCCGUAUAAUAUGGAUGAUGAGGAUGACAAAUGGCUCAAGGAAUUUAAUGAGAAGCGAGCCGCUGAUGAGGAAAAACUAGAUGAAGACCAUUUUGAGCUAAUCAUGUGGCAAUUCGAAAAAAUCACUAAUGAGCGCGUUCCUUAUCUGCAGCUGGAUAGUGGCCAGAUCCCGUCAUUUGAAGAUCUCAAGGCAACAUUUACGGGUCCACAGCUCUUGGGUCUCAAGAACAUUGCCGCGUCUGUGUAUCCAUGGUGGCAGGAAAGGAGAUCCAAGAGAGGUGGUAAAGUCAUUACCCCUCAACUGAAGUUUGAGGAGGUUGUUAGGAACGAAGCAGACCCAUACCUGUGUUUCCGUCGCCGCGAAAGCAAGCCCGUUCGCAAAACCAGACGUACUGACCAGCAAUCGAUCGAGAAACUGCGAAAGCUGCGUAUGGAGAUGGAGAGUGCACGCAGUCUGCUUGAGAUGGUCUCAAAGCGCGAGAAGGUUCGGAAAGAAUCGCUUGUACUCGAACACACAAUCUUCGAUCAGCGCUGCAAGGUGCGCGAAUAUAAGAGAAGUCUUGGUAUCAGGGAAGAUGACGAAGACAUUCAGAAGAAAAAGAACAGAAGAGAGGCCAGCGCUACUAUUCGUAUCCCUCAUAACCUCCUCGCAGACCGUGAAUCGACCUCAUCUCAAGAGGAUGGUAGAAAGGACCGCUCUUCGCACUCCAAUAUUGAAUCUGAGUUGGCUAAACGCCGAGAGGACGAUGUUGGCUGGGAGGAUCUUACUGACAAUCCGUAUCAACAAUUCACAGUACCAUACCCGCAGCAAUUCUUCAAGAUAUUGCCUCAGCAACGCAAUGGCAAAUACAUGUCGUUCAGAAAGCGUGUCGGCCGUGGUGGUCGUAUUCACAUUGACCGCCAGUUUACGAGACCUAGAAACAUGUUCAAGGACUCACAUGGUUACUACGACAAUCUCAAAGAUCUGUUCUUACAGUACGAUGGUAUCAACGCCUUUGACAAGUAUCGCUUUGAUGAUGACUCGUAUGAUCAAGACGAUCUUAUUGACGAUUUGCGUGAUAGUAUGAUUCGCUACCGAUGCACACUUUUAUCGGAGACGGAUCUUCGAAGUCUUUCGACUUCUACGAGACAUCACUUUAUUUCGAUCGGCCAUCCUGGUCACACACAGUAGAGAACUCUUAGCUUUCUGUGUAUGCACUAUAGGCAAUUUGGCCUCUUGGUUUCUUCCUCAACCUUUCCGUUUACUCUUCGACAUGCACAUACCACACACAUACAACACGUC
Messenger RNA from Lobosporangium transversale, 1767 nucleotides. RefSeq names its product enhancer of polycomb-like-domain-containing protein. Gene Ontology annotation, cellular component: piccolo histone acetyltransferase complex. The coding region runs from base 136 to 1656 and encodes 506 amino acids. The record is from RefSeq and is a predicted model, not a curated record. Lineage: Eukaryota; Fungi; Mortierellomycota; Mortierellomycetes; Mortierellales; Mortierellaceae. The transcript has 7 exons. Gene Ontology annotation, biological process: regulation of transcription by RNA polymerase II.